Messenger RNA from Suillus subalutaceus, 156 nucleotides. RefSeq lists its product as uncharacterized. The annotation marks the transcript as partial. The transcript has a single exon. The record is from RefSeq and is a predicted model, not a curated record. Lineage: Eukaryota; Fungi; Basidiomycota; Agaricomycetes; Boletales; Suillaceae.
UUUGCACUUUUGUCUGUUACCUCAUGGUGCUCUGUUGAUGGUGACUUCGACUAUGAACAAUUCUGGCGGAUCAUCAUGGACUUUUUUGAAAGGGCUCCUGGUCGUGCAGCACAGCGCAGGAUUGACCUUCUCCUUGAAUGGUGGACUAGGUUUGUC